AUGGCAGUUCGUCCUAAUUCCGGUGAAAACGGUACCGGUAGUGAGGAUGGCAGCGAUAAUGAAGACGGUGUCGAAUCAGCUAGUCGAUCUGUGCCAGAAUGUAAAGUGUGGCGUAAUCCAACGGCGUUGUUUCGUGGUGCCGAAUAUCAACGGUUCACAAAAAUGACGGGUAAAGAGCCGUUGACGUAUUACGACAUGAAUUUGUCGGCGCAAGAUCAUCAGAAUUUCUUCACGUGUGACGGCGAUACCGGUAAACAGGAUUAUGAAAGUCGGUUGUUAUCGUUUGGUUUUCAAAUGGUUUUCGAAAAAUUUUAUUCGAAUCAAUUAAUUAAUCAUCACUGGUUAGUGUUUGGUUGGCGUGCUCGCCUUGCCAGCGGGAUGGUGUCAAUCAAAGCUGUAAAACAGUCCUAA
Messenger RNA from Anisakis simplex (herring worm), 411 nucleotides. NCBI's taxonomy places the organism in Eukaryota, Metazoa, Nematoda, Chromadorea, Rhabditida, Anisakidae. The record is from the annotation of a GenBank genome assembly.